GCGUGCCCGUCUGUUUUAAAGGGGUGUGUGCGCAUGCCAGAUACACCAGGAAAUAUGGCGGCGCUUAUGACUUUAAGUCAGCUAUCAAGUGGAAAUGUAGCCUAUGACAGCUACUACAGACAGUUGGAUCCUGCAAACACAGGCAAAAUAUCAGCAGGCGAUGCAGCACAGUUCCUGAAGAAAUCGGGGCUCUCGGACAGUACAUUGGGGAAGAUUUGGGAUUUGGCGGAUUCAGACAGAAAAGGCUAUUUGGAUAAGCGGGGAUUCUUCAUAGCUUUGAGACUGGUGGCUUCAGCACAGGGUGGAAAUGAUAUUAGCCUUAACAACCUCAACCAAACAUUACCUGCACCCAAAUUUAGAGACACAAGCAGCCCAUUAUUAACUAUUUCUACAUCAUUGACAGACACGCAGUGGGCAGUAAGGGCUGAUGAAAAGGGGAAAUUUGAGUGCAUUUUUGAGAGUCUUUCCCCUGUAAACGGUCUUCUUUCUGGCGAUAAAGUCAAGCCGGUGCUCAUAAACUCGAAGCUUCCUCUGGAUGUCUUAGGAAAGAUUUGGGACCUAAGUGACGUAGACAAAGAUGGACACUUGGACAAAGAUGAAUUCACAGUGGCCAUGCAUCUGGUGUAUCGGGCCAUGGAAAAGGAACCUGUCCCCACUACCUUACCCCUUUCCCUCAUCCCUCCUUCCAAAAAGAAAAAGACUGCAGGUGCACUGCCGGGUGCUGUGGCUGUCCUGCCUGCUCUGUCCGGGCUAACGUCUGGCUCUGGCUCUCUCAAAGACUCUUUGCGAUCUGUUCCCUCUUUGAGCAGCCCAACUCCUCUGAGUGCUGGUCCUAGCAGUCUCUCUCCAAAACACUCCUUUAAGUCCAGCUCACAGCCUCCGGUGAACUGGGUGGUCCCAGUAGCUGACAGGGAACAAUAUAAAGAACUCUUCCACACAACCGACACUGACAAUGACGGCUUUGUCAGUGGCUCAGAAGUUAUUGAGAUCUUCAUGCAGUCCACUCUCUCACAGACCAUGUUGGCGCAAAUAUGGGGACUGGCUGACACUAAACAGAUGGGCAAACUGAACAUUGAGCAGUUCUCGCUGGCCAUGCAUCUGAUCAACCAGAAGAUUAAUAAAGGCCUGGACCCUCCUUCUAGUCUUACUCCGGACAUGAUACCACCCUCAGAAAGGUCUUCGUCGUCCACCGCUGACCUUAGCUUUGUGGGGCUUAUGUCAACUAUGAGACCUGAGCUUGCUGCCCUAAAUAAUACGCGCAGAGAUAGCACCGGUUCGAUGGAUCUGACCGGCAUUAAAGAGCUGGAUGACUUGAGCAAGGAAAUAGCUCAGUUGCAGAGAGAAAAAUUUAUCUUGGAACAUGAAAUCAGGGAGAAGGAGGAUACCAUCAGACAGCAAAACAGUGAUGUUCAGGACAUGCAGAAUGAUUUAGACAGGGAGAGCAGCAACCUGCAGGACCUGGAGUCUCAGAAACAAGAUGCCCAGGAGCGUCUUGAGGAGAUGGACCAGCAGCGCUCCAAGCUGGAGGGAAUGCUCAAUGACGUAAAACAGAAGUGCCAGGAAGAAUCCCAAAUGAUCUCAUCCCUUCAGAACCAGAUCCGUUCUCAGGAGGCUGAUCUCCAGAGCCAGGAAGAUGAAAUGAGCCGUACCAAAGCAGACCUAAGCCGUCUGCAGGACGAGGAGGCCCAGUUGGAGCAGAGUCUGCUAUCUGGUCGAGUCCAGCUGGACAGUAUCAUUAAGUCACUCAAAACCACCCAGGAAGAGAUCAGCCAGGCUCGCAGUAAACUGUCACUGAUCCAGGACAGUCAAAAGGAGUUGACAAAGACCAUCGAGGAGUACAACAGUGCUUUGAAAGAUAUUAAUGGAGGAAACUUCACCAACCUUCCAGACAUUAGCGAAGGGUUUGCUGAGAAAGAGAACGGCGGUUUCAGAAGUGUGGACGACUCUUUCAAGUCGAGGAUUGCCAUGUUCAACAACAGUACUAAGGCUGUGCCAGCAGACCCCUUCCAGACAGAGGACCCCUUCAAAUCGGAUGUCUUUAACGAUCCAUUUGGAGAUCCCUUCAAGGAAAGUGAUCCCUUCAAAGGCACCACAUCUGAAGAUUUUUUUAAGAGAUCAGACAAGUCAGAUCUGUUUGGAUCCUCAGACCCCUUCAGCAGAAAACCGACACCACCAGUUAAGCCAAGUUCUUUAAGCAGUGCCGACCUCUUCACAACAAACAGUCCAAAGCCAAAGGAUUCAGUGGACCCCUUUGGAAGCAAGGGCGCAUUUGGCGGCUUUAAUCCACUGACAAAGAAGUCUGAGAACACUGUGCUCCCAUCAAAGAAAAACGUGCCAAGCCGCCCUGCACCACCUCCGUACGGUUUGUUCGCUUUGAAUCUGUCUGACCCGUUCCACAGCGUUUGCUCCACGUCAGACCAUAAAGAUCCUUUUGUAGCGACACAAUCGAGUAAAGCCUCCAAAGUCUACCCUGUGGGUUUUCCCACUUUUGGAAGUGAGAGCCAGCAGCUGGAGUGGGCCAAGCGGGAGAGUGAACGCGAGGAGGAGGAGAGGUUGAAGAGGCUGCGGCUCCAGGAGCAGGAAGACCUGGAGCUGGCCAUCGCUCUCAGCAGGGCCGACAUGUCCAACACCUGACCGCGCCUUUGCUAAUCUACAGCCCAGCUUGCAGUUCUCCACAGGCUCACCACAACCUCACCCACACUAGUUCAGUGGCUCUGUUACAAAAUGUGUUACAAAUAAUCAGCGGACUAAUCAACUCACUCCACAGUUAACUACUUGUUAAAGGUUAAACGCUCCCCAGCGACAGGUCGGGGGCAGCGAGCUGCUCGAUUGAAGUCUUGCUUUAUCUUCCACAUGAUGAUUUGAUGCAACCCCGGUCAGAUGAGGUACUUGAUAUCGUCAUGGAUCCCGUUCCGUUUUUUGGCGCUCUUUUCCGUCAUCCCACUCCAGAACAUUUUAAGGAUAUUUUACUCUUAUUUAUAUACAAAUGCAUUUACUCUGUGGCUUAUACAGAACUUGUGUAAAUGCACUGUAAAAAAAAAUUAUUUUUUAUUCUUUAACUUUACAGAAUCAUUUUGACAGAAACAUGCGAGAUCGUUACUUUGUUUUUAACAAAGGUCUUCAUGUACCGUAAAAAUACUGUUUUUUACUUUACAUCUCUUUAACUCCCUGCGACAGACUGGCGUCCUGUCCAAGGUGUGCCCCCCCCCCCCCCCCCCCCACACACACACACACACCCUGUGACCGCUGGGAUUGGUCCAGCCCCCCUGUGAGCUUUAAAUGGAGUAAACGGUUGAAGAUGAGUGAGUGAGUGAUCUCUUUACCCAACAAACUAUCUCAUGGCUGCACGAGCACCUAAUGAUUAAUUCAUUUAUGACUGUGUAUCAUUUAUGGACCUUAAACUAAUAGAAUUCACAGUUGUGUCUGUAAGUAUUUGGACAGUGCUGCGGUUUUGGCUUUUUGCCUGUGUGCACUGUUUCGGUGGCAUUUAACUGAAACAGUCGAUGUCCCUGCAGUCCAGACUUUCACCUUUAAUUCAGUAGGUUUAACAAAAAUUUAGGAAUUACCACUACUUGAAUAUAUAGUCCCCCUAUUUUCAGAACCCAUAAUUUAUCCAAAUUGGACAACUUAGAAGUUAUUUUUGAUACAACUCUAUUAAAUACAUGAACAUUUCCACGUCAGAGACUCUGUCUUGGACUUCACUUACAUCGAUUAAGAAAGGCAAACAGCAUGGUACUGUAUAGUAAACUGGUCUGCAGUAAGAAGUUCUCACAAACUGGAGUGACCACGCAAGAAGGAGACUAGUGAGGGAAGCCACUGAGACACCCAGAUGACUCUGAAGAAGUUUUGGGUGUCUGGAUAUGAUUGGACAAACUGGCAGCAGUGCAACUUUUGUCUGUUGCUACAUGGUCAGAAGAAACUGAAGAAUCUUCAUUCAAGAACAUUGGUCAGAUCCAGGUCUGUGUGUCCCAUAUUCCUUCUGACAGACUUAUCUGGAAUUUCGCAUCUUUAAGAAUAUUCUUUUUGGUGCCUAUCUACCAUGAAGCUGAAUAUGUGGUGAUGCAAAUGGUGCACCAUCCUCAGUUUUUGUGAUCAUAGCCACAGAUGUUUAUAAUAAAUUUGGACUUGUCUAGAUGGAUGGCUUCCCUCACUCACGGAUUUGUCCACUCUUUCAGUUUUUGAGAGCCGGUUCCUCAGCGUAGUUUUACCUCACAGCACCACACUUCUUGGUUCUUAGUGGUUGAUGUAAAUGAAAUUUAAACCUAUUCAGUGACUUUGAAAUGUUUAUGUCCAAAUCCUGGCGAGUCUAAAAUAAACUGGCUUGUAUAUGUGGUGACU
Molecule: messenger RNA, 4338 nt
Organism: Thalassophryne amazonica
Lineage: Eukaryota; Metazoa; Chordata; Actinopteri; Batrachoidiformes; Batrachoididae
Product: epidermal growth factor receptor substrate 15-like 1
Exons: 24
Coding region: 34-2634 (866 amino acids)
Biological process (GO): endosomal transport; endocytosis
Cellular component (GO): cytoplasm; plasma membrane; clathrin coat of coated pit
Molecular function (GO): cadherin binding; calcium ion binding
Source: RefSeq, a predicted model, not a curated record